Dissoconium aciculare CBS 342.82 is the source of this 1474-nucleotide messenger RNA. RefSeq lists its product as uncharacterized. The record is from RefSeq and is a predicted model, not a curated record. Lineage: Eukaryota; Fungi; Ascomycota; Dothideomycetes; Mycosphaerellales; Dissoconiaceae. Bases 35 to 1021 code for a protein of 328 amino acids. The transcript has a single exon.
CAUAGACCUAAACUCAUACACAUUUUUCGAAACAAUGUCAGGAGGCGCAGUACCUACGACCGGCCUUGUUGGUCCGCCAGCAACGAUAGCCGAUCCGAACAACAAUCCCGUCGCAACUAAUGUCGCCGACAUCAAGGCACACUCGCCCGCUGCUAAUGGCCUUGGACCCUUGGUUCGUAUGCGCAUCUUGAAGCCCGCCAACCUUCCCGAUCACCCAGAUCUCGCCGCACACCAAACCGCCGGCGAACAGCCCCAGUUAUCUGCCUUCCUACACAACGUCCUCUCCGAAGGCUACGCCUUCACAACUCAAUAUUGGCCUAAACACUUCACCGUCAAGGCGCGCGAUAAGCCCUCACCGCCCAGCACCGCCCGAGUUGAAGUCGUCACGCACGAGAUCCAGAGCUCGGAGCUGCCUGUUCAUGCCCGCGCUGAAGAUGGACGGACUGUAGAAAACUGGUGUGGACGUACCAGCAUCCAUGAGAAUGCUGCCAAGGCCGGCACCGCCAGCUGGGAGGAGUUCGACGGCGGCCUGCGCCAAGACCACAGCCAGCACGAGAAGGACUACACGCCGCUCCUGUUUGAUGCACACGAGGUGCUCUCGUGGCCGGUAGAGGCGCAGGUCGGACCCGAGGGUGAUGUCUGGAACGAAGCGCGUGCGGUGGUGAUGGAGAUGGCCCAUAACAUGCCUGGUCCGCUCGGACAACGGAUUUUCCGCGUGUUAGUCGUUACGGCGAAGCGUGAGGGCGAGUUCUUUGUGGCGCAAAUCCCGGUGGACACAACACACAUGUCGGGCUCCAAAUACCGAAACGACGCGAAGAUGACGGAAGGUGUCUACUGUAGUGUUGAGUAUGGGUCACUCCUGGAGAACGGGACCAAGGUUAAGUGGCAGAUGGCGACCGCGAGUGACGCAGGCGGCUCUUUGCCUAUGUGGGUCCAAAAGGUGGGCAUCCCUGGUGCUGUGACGAAGGACGUUGGCUUCUUUAUGGAGUGGGUUGAGAAGGUACGCAAGGGUCAAGCGUAAAUGCCCGUUUUAUAUGUAUGCUAUUCGGGCACUCUCCUUCGUUGGUUGAGGCGAGAACAUGACCGAGCAACGAUACCCGGGAACGAACUACGUGUAAACUUCCAUAAUGAGACCAAAGCUGGGACACCACGAGCGCAAACAUACAAGCAAGUUGAAUUAUAUUUCGAUGACCUGUGGUCAUAUACGCGAUGGAGCUGUAGAAAUACAUAGGACCAGACAUGCUUAUCCUGCAUGUCGAUAACCCGCAAAACCGAGGACAGAGCCAUUGCUUGUCCUUUGCACAGGAAGCUGCCGCAUCAUCCAGAUGCUAUGCCGAGAACUCCGUGCGCCCCAUGAAUUUACUCAGCAGGGUAUAUCUUGUAUUCCCAAACCUCCGUUACGCCAACAUAGCAACAAAUGAAUCAGGAGCAGGGAUAUUGUUAAGUUGAGGAGCGUCGAGUUGACUGUAUUCAG